AUGUCCAGCACCAACCAAAAUCAGACCAAGUCUGGCAAAAGGACUGCUGUGCCCCAGCCCCCCAGACCCACUGGUGUUUCCACUGGAACAGAUGUGGCUGCAGCCAUCAAUCUCUCACAUGCCCAGUCUACUGCUGCCCACAAAAGGUUAGCAGCAAGGAAGGCAACAAAGGCAACUGCACCUGAGGGUGAAGAAGGGGGAGAGAUGGAUGUCAAACAGGUGACUGCACCCAAGGGUGAAGAAGGGGGAGAGAUGGAUGUCAAACAUGUGACUGCUCCUGAGGGUGAAGAGGGGGGAAAGAUGGUUGUCAAACAGAAGAGUGGUGGCAAGAAGAGCCCCAAGAAAAAUUCUAAGAAACAUGGACACCAGGAUGAAGUGGAAGAGACUGCAGGAAUGGAAACUGGAGGGGUCUCAGAGGCAGUGACACUGGAAAACACACUGUCAUCACCCCAGGAACAAGCCUCAACCUGCAGAAUUCCUCCAACCAGAACAAACUCCCCAGAGUACCCAGGAGAGGAUGACUCCUACACAGUGUUCCCCACACUACCACUACAAACCCCACUGACUUUGUCAGCAACAAUAAUCUGCCAAAGGGAGAGAGCACUCUCAGUCCAAGCCCUACCACCACCAUACACACCAACAACACUCCCAACCCUGUCACCAGCAGUACCCCCACCCUCAUUACCCCCACCAGUCCCACAGCCAACACCAUCAACAGGAUGCCCAAGAGUGAUGGCAGAAGCAGUUCCCCUCUUCUAUGGAGACCACACAGAGGCAGAAAACCCAAGCAACUUCAUCAAAGCAUUCAACUGCAGCAUGCUAUUCCUCAACCCACUCUCAACUGACACACAGAAGAUCAAAGCACUAGCCAACUACCUCAGAACAGGCUCACCAGCCAAGCAUUGGUAUGAGGACCUCAUGACAACACAGUUAGCCAGCUGGGAUGAGCUGACUAAGGUGUUCAACAACAGAUGGCCCACACUGAAGAGCACAUCCCAAACAUCAGAGGAAUACCAAAUGGAACUACUGUCACACAAAAUGCUCAAAGAAGACAUUGGAAUAAUCCAGACAGUGGGCCAGCAGAAGGUAUGGUCACAUGUAAGGUGGGUGGAUGAGGCCAUGGAGCUCACAAGACUAGCAAAGAUUGAGGGAGGGUCCACAUUAAUAUGGCAGGUCAAGAACCAGCUCCCACAAGCAAUCAGGAAACUACUAGAUGAUGAAUACAUGAAUUGGAAAAUGUUCAUGGACAAUGUCAAGAAGCUGAAUACAUUGAAGCUGAAACAGGAAUGUGAGGAGAUAGAAGAGAGAAAGAAGAGAGAGGAGGAGUGA
Messenger RNA from Pisolithus orientalis, 1329 nucleotides. RefSeq lists its product as uncharacterized. The transcript is spliced from 10 exons. The record is from RefSeq and is a predicted model, not a curated record. Bases 1 to 1329 code for a protein of 442 amino acids. NCBI's taxonomy places the organism in Eukaryota, Fungi, Basidiomycota, Agaricomycetes, Boletales, Pisolithaceae.